AGCCCCAGGGCACUUGUUCACCAGAGCCCCUGAUGGUGGGGAUGGACUUGGAGUACCCCGGGACCAGGUCGCCACUACUGAGCACACCUGUCAGCGGUAGGGGUGUUCGCCAGGGGCUCCAACCAGGGAGAGCCAGAUGUGAGGAGGUUGGGUGACCCCGAUGGGAUGGAUGGAUGGCUGAACAAGUGCGAAGUCAGACGGGCCGAGUUGGUAACGGAGAGGACGGUAUGGUACAAGGGAGCGGGCAGAGAAUCGUCGGGUCACACGCCAGGUCAGCAACAGUAGGUCAGAACUAAUGAGGGGCAU
Molecule: messenger RNA, 306 nt
Organism: Staurois parvus
Lineage: Eukaryota; Metazoa; Chordata; Amphibia; Anura; Ranidae
Source: the annotation of a GenBank genome assembly